Asparagus officinalis (garden asparagus) is the source of this 897-nucleotide messenger RNA. RefSeq lists its product as uncharacterized. The coding region runs from base 1 to 726 and encodes 241 amino acids. Gene Ontology annotation, biological process: protein histidyl modification to diphthamide; tRNA wobble uridine modification. The record is from RefSeq and is a predicted model, not a curated record. The transcript is spliced from 4 exons. Lineage: Eukaryota; Viridiplantae; Streptophyta; Magnoliopsida; Asparagales; Asparagaceae. Gene Ontology annotation, cellular component: nucleus; cytosol. Gene Ontology annotation, molecular function: metal ion binding.
AUGUCAUGUUUUACACCAGAAAGUCAUAGCGAGAGGACCGACGGAACCAUUACUGGUUGCUUUCCUGAUAACAUUAUAAGAGCCAGUACUGUUGUUCCGUGCGCGGACGCAAAGGUCCAGAGAUUCGACGGGUUCACCUUCGGAAUCGCCUUUGCUUCCAAGGACUCGUUCUUCUCCGGUCAGACUCAGCUCUCCCCUUGCGAUAAAAGGCUCUCUUUGAGCUCCAAUGGCGCUCAGAUCGCUGUGUUCAGGCCCAAAGUCGAUGAGAUCUCGCUGCUCACGAUCAAUUCCACCACUUCGCCUUCGGUCACCAGCGGUGGUUUCAUGGUAGCAUUCGCUGGAAGGAAGUAUGCAGCAAGAUCUCUCCCUGCCUUUGUUGGUAACAGUUCUUACUCCGUCACGAGCUUUACUCUGGUACUCGAGUUCCACAAGGGCACUCUUCAAAACUUAUACUGGAAGCGAGAUGGCUGUGCUACUUGUUCUGGGAAAUCGAACUUCGUCUGUCUCAAUAAACAGAACUGUGCCAUCAAAACCCCCAGCUGUAAAGGCCAGGGCGGAUCAGUAGACUGCAGCAUUGGAAUCCAGACGGCUUUCUCGGGUACAGACAAACAUGAUGUAGCUCUCAACUCAUGGUAUGAGGUAUCAAACCUGAGGCAGUACUCUCUCUUUGGUUUAUAUUCAAACCUCAAGGAUUCUCUUACUAGCCAGUACAACAAAUUCUUCUAAUCUAGGCGUUUCCACGUCACCAUGUUGUAUACACUGUUAACGACCUUACCUGUUUUAUGAACGCUUUCACUCAUUCCUCUUGCUUUCGUGAGUUGUAAAAAUUUGAUCAGCACCCGACAGACAAAUAUUAUUCAUAUUAAUUUAUUGGUCUUGUUAGUUCUAUCUACCAAA